ACUCAUUAAUGCUAAAGGGAAAUCUGAACAUAUAAUUGUUCUCUGUGGUCUAGGCUUUGCACGCCCAAAGAUGUUGCCAGUACUGGCCUCCGUUUGCUUCAGCUGUAUGAAUAAAUGGCUAAUUGUUUAUUUUAAAGAAACAGCUGUUUUUUCAGUUUUCAACGUUCCUUGAAUAAAGAAUAUGUAUUUGUUAUUGCAAUGUUAUACCAACGUAUCCGGUGAUAGCCUGACAACUAAAUACAAAGGUCGUCAUCACAUCGCCACUGAUGUGGUUAACCAUUGCCGGUAACGAUCCGUGGAUAACAGGCCUAUACUUUUUUAUUAUUUUAUAGAUGUUUAAAUAUUAAACUUGUAUGAUCUUCCGGUGUUCUUGUCCAACUCGUGAAAAAAUACCAGUGGCAGGUAAAUUAAAAGUUACAUUUAUUUGCUUCGGGUAAAACUUAAUGGCUAAUUCAAAACUCGCGUAAAAACUCUCAAAAUAGAGCAAUGACGCACCAAAGUUGCAGGCAUCCACGGAUCGUCGCGGGCAUAUCUCAUAUUUAUAGCCAUUAUACGGCCAGAGCUCCAGAAUAGAUAGCGGUGUGACCUUUUUUUUGGCAUCACUCCCUCUCACAGACUGAAGCAGAAUGUUUGCUAUUAGGACAAGCCACGUCCUGUGUUUUAUCUUCUCCUGCAGCCAGAGUUUGGCGUCCUUAGGUAAUUUCUGGCACAUCACCGACCUGCACUGGGACCCAACCUACAAGGUGACUGACAACCCAGAGCAGGUGUGCGCAUCGAACGGCGCGCGGCCCGUACCCAACGCUGGGAAGUUUGGGGAUUACCUCUGCGACUCGCCAUGGGACCUCAUCAACUCGUCCAUAUAUGCCAUGAAAGACAUUCUGCCAGACCCGGACUUCAUCGUUUGGACCGGUGAUGACACGCCUCACGUGCCUAACGAGCAGCUAAGCGAAGAGGAGGUGCUCUCCAUCAUCGGAAACCUCACCCACAUCAUAAAGCUCGUGUUUCCAGGUACCAAAGUGUACUCUGCGUUGGGUAACCAUGACUACCACCCUAAGAGCCAGCUUCCCCCGGAACAGAACAACAUCUAUGCGCGGACAGCCCAGCUGUGGCAGGACUGGCUGGAGCCAGAAUCACGACUCACCUUUAGGACAGGGGGUUACUACACGGAGGAACUCCUGAACCGAACGGGCUACAGGGUUCUGGUCCUCAACACCAACCUCUACUACGACCAGAACAAACUGACAGAGAGCGUGGAGGAUCCGGCGGGACAGUUCAGCUGGGCCAAUCAAAUACUAACCUCUGCAGCCAGGAACAACGAGAAGGUGUACAUCGUGGGCCACGUCCCGCCGGGCUUCUUUGAGAAGAAGAGGAACAAGCCGUGGUUCCGGUCCAACUUCAACCGGCGGUACCUGGAGCUGAUCCAGCGGCACCACGGCGUCAUCGCUGGCCAGUUCUUCGGCCACCACCACACCGACUCCUUCCGCAUGUUCUACAGCUCCAACGGGUCCCCCACCAGUGUGAUGUUCCUGACCCCAGGGGUCACCCCUUGGAAGACUACGCUACCUGGUGUCACCGAUGGGGCCAACAACCCCGGAAUUCGGGUCUUCGAGUAUGACACCUCCACGCUCCUUGUCCAGGACAUGGUGACGUACUACCUGAACCUGACGCGGGCGAACGCGGCCCGGGGGCGCUGGGAGAAGGAGUACCGCCUGAGCGAGGCCUUCCAGGUGCCCGACGCCUCGCCGUCCUCCAUGCACCGCGUGCUGGGCCGCGUGGCGGCCGACCGCUGCCACCUGCAGCGCUACUACGACUACAACUCGGUCAGCUACGACCUGUCCGCCUGCGACGCCGCCUGCCGGGCCGACCACGUCUGCGCCAUCCGCGAGGUCGACUUCGACAGGUACGAGCGCUGCCUGGAGAGGGAGGGGGCGGCGGCCCUGAGCCACGCCCCGAUGACGCCUCUCCUCCUAUUGGCGGCCUUCAGCCUGCUCCUGGCCUCCUACUGACCCCGCCUCCCCCGCCUCCCCCCUUGAGAUCGGUGAUCUCAAACUUCAGUCCUGGAAGGGGCCACAGUGUCUGCUGGCGUUUUUUUUUUUUUUUUUUUUAAUUUAGGCUCUUAUGUGGUUAUUUAAGUCACUCGUUUACACGGUUAUUUUA
This is a messenger RNA of Anguilla anguilla (European eel), 2157 nucleotides long. RefSeq names its product sphingomyelin phosphodiesterase acid like 3B (gene smpdl3b). Bases 627 to 2006 code for a protein of 459 amino acids. The record is from RefSeq and is a predicted model, not a curated record. NCBI's taxonomy places the organism in Eukaryota, Metazoa, Chordata, Actinopteri, Anguilliformes, Anguillidae. The transcript is spliced from 8 exons. Gene Ontology annotation, molecular function: sphingomyelin phosphodiesterase activity. Gene Ontology annotation, biological process: sphingomyelin catabolic process.